Molecule: messenger RNA, 1973 nt
Organism: Populus euphratica (Euphrates poplar)
Lineage: Eukaryota; Viridiplantae; Streptophyta; Magnoliopsida; Malpighiales; Salicaceae
Product: long-chain-alcohol oxidase FAO2
Molecular function (GO): long-chain-alcohol oxidase activity; flavin adenine dinucleotide binding
Source: RefSeq, a predicted model, not a curated record
GUCAAUAAAUGAGCACCUAAUAAAUGGGCAGCUGGUGGGAGGAGGGAAAAGGCAAGGCAAGGGAAAGCUGCAUGGAGCAAAAUCAGAACUGCCAUCCACUAUUAAGAGGAGGGAACAGGAAAGUAAGCAAUGCAUCUAGUCAUGGAUUCUCUUCAGGACAGAUGCAAUCAUUAGAUGCCUUUUGUGAAACUCUCAUUCCUCCAUUGCCUGUACCCAGCUUUAGCGAGGAAAUCCCUGUUGAUAAGCAGGAGGCUAUUCGUUCUUUCUACAAAGGUUCUGGGUCUCAGUCUCCCGUACCUGAUGAGGUAGCAGAGUUAAUGGUGAAAAGAGGGGGGCCAGAAGCAGUGUUCUUAGAGAGAUUGGUUUUGAAGUUUCUCUUUUGCAGAUUGGGUACGCUUCUGCUUUGUGGGUUCAUCUGUUUGGAUUGGAAAUGGCCAUUGAUUCACAAGUUCUCUGAGAUUUCUAGCACACAUAUCAUGUUUCCAAGAGCUAUCCCAAUUGGAUAUCAAGUAGAUACCAGAGAGAAGUUGAAAAAACCUGGGGAAAGACCUCUCCAAAGGGGAAUCAUAGAAACUGCUGCACAUCAGAAUGACUCAACCCUUGUCCAGUAUCUCAUCCAAAGAGGCCUCCAGGUCAUGGAAGAUCCAGAAAACAACACCUGCAAGGUCAAAUGUGAUGUUGUGAUUGUUGGAUCCAGUUGCGGUGGAGUUGCAGCUUCAGUCCUUGCAAGCUCAGGCAAGAAAGUCAUAGAGAAAGGGAACUAUUUCGUGCCUGAAGAUUACUCUUCACUUGAAGGGCCUUCCAUGUCUGAGCUAUACGAGUCUGGUGGAUUUCAAUCAGCUGUCGGCGGGGAAACUAUGCUUUUGGCUGGAUCAACAGUGGGUGGAGGUUCUGCUGCAAACUGGUCUGCAUGCAUAAAGACACCUGAUUCUGUUCUUAGAGAAUGGUCUGUUGAUCACAUGAUUCCACUAUAUGGGAGCCAUGAAUAUCAAUAUGCCAUGGAUGCAGUGUGCAAGAGGAUUGGUGUUACAGAGCAUUGCUCCGAGGAAGGAUUUCAAAAUCAAGUUCUUCGUAGAGGAUGUGAGAAACUUGGUUUGAAAGUUGAAUUUGUGCCAAGGAAUGGUACGGAUGAUCAUUAUUGUGGUUCUUGCUGCUAUGGGUGCGGAACAGUAGAGAAGAAAGGGACGAUUCCACAUGGCGAUGCUGUGAUUCUAACAGGAAGCAGAGCUGAGAAAUUCAUAUGGGAGAACAAGAAGACCGAUAGCAAAAGGAAAUGCUUGGGAGUUGUAGCUAGAGCUUUGUAGAUUUUAGAAACUCUAUCUAUUGGACCAUCCUCGUUUGCAGCGGUAUGUCCAUGGACUUCAUGGCUGGACUUCAUGGAUAGGAUGGUGAGGUAUUCAUGAACUGCCCACAUCUUUGCAAUGGUUAGAGAUCAAGGUUCAAGAGAAGUGAAGAGGGAGGGUCACUGCACUUACCCAAUUGAUGGCCAAAGACUAGUCUGUGAAGGUAUUAGCGAGAAGGAUUUUAUUAGCGAGAAGGAUUUGGAAGAGUUCUUGGACACAAUCACAAUACCUGGAGGGCUGAGGUCUAGAGAAGAGAAUUGGACCAUAUUAUUUUCUGCACGUCAGAUGGGCAGCUGUAGGAUGGGUGCCACGGCGGAAGAAGGUGGAGUUAAUCAAAAUGGGGAAAGUUGCGAGGCAGAAUACUAAUUUGUAUAUGAUAGAAGGGUACUGCCACUUGCAACUGGGGUCAAUCCCAUGAUAACAAUCCAAACCACAGCAUACUGCAUUUCCAAAAAGAUUGCUGAAUCUUUGAAAAAGCAACACUACACAUUGCAAGACAUUGUAUAGUGAAGAAAACACAACCAGAAAGCCUUGUAUUUCUUCUCCCUGUAAUUUUGUUUGCUGGGGAUUACUUGAAUCGCUGCAAAACAGGCACUGGACUCGAACCUCAGCUUUGCAAUGAAAAGGAGA